Molecule: messenger RNA, 1512 nt
Organism: Cyanidioschyzon merolae strain 10D
Lineage: Eukaryota; Rhodophyta; Bangiophyceae; Cyanidiales; Cyanidiaceae
Exons: 1
Coding region: 1-1512 (503 amino acids)
Molecular function (GO): oxidoreductase activity
Source: RefSeq, a predicted model, not a curated record
AUGUCAGAGCGUCCGCGAGUACUGGUAAUUGGUGCGGGCGCUGCCGGUUGUGCAGCUGCUUGGAGCCUGGCUCGCUCCGGCGACGCAGUGGCUGUUGAAGUCUGGGAGAAGGCUGCUGUGGCGGGAGGUGUCGCAUCAACGCAGCGAUGGAAAGGGUACUGGUUCAACGAUGGUGUCCAGGGCGGUGCACCGUGCUACGCAAACACGUUUCGCUUGCACGCUGCGGCGGGCUUCGAACCGCGUCCGGUUCACAUGACGAUCAACUUCGGGAAAGGUCCAACCUGGUGGAAUAAUUACGGCGAGAAGCUGGAAACUGAUCUCGUGCGCCAGUUGCGCCCGGAAAUUCGACGUUUCGGGCAGCUACUGGAACGAGUGAACCGCCUUCCCUGGUUGUAUAUCUGGGUUCCAAUAGCGAGAUUGCUGCGCUGGCACGGUUUCUCGAAAUCGUUCAUCAAUUUAAUGGUUCUUCCGCUGACUGCGCUUUUCUUCGGGACCGGGAAUCAGACUCCAAAAGUGUCAGCGGUGAUUGUUGCCCGCGUUUUUCUCGACCCGCACAUGCGACUCUUUGCCUACGAUCCGGAUCGAUUGCUCUCGACACAGCCGCUCAUGUUUGCCUUCGAUGCCCUGGAAAGCAUCUACACUGCAAUGCUGAAGCAUCCUGGCAUCGAGCGCGUGUGCUACGAACGCGAGGCGUGCCGUCUUGAGGCGCUGCCAGAUGGCGUCUGGGUGACCGACCACAACCAACGACGUGAGCGCUUUUCGCAGGUCAUUCUGGCGACCGAUGCGCAGACUGCCUUGAAGUUACUGGGAUCGGGAGCUACCUUCAUGGAACGUAACGUGCUCGGACGGGUCCGCUAUUUCCAUGACGUCACCGUCACGCAUACCGACGAGGCAUACAUGGACCGAUACUACCAAAUGGACCCCGAUCGGCGCACAGAUAUGUACUUUGUAAGAACAGACCCAGUGGAUCCGUCCUGCAUUGAUAUGAGUUUUCUGCUCUCCGCAUACCAGGAGCAAUUGCGGGAUGCGCACGGCGAGCCGCUGCCGCUCUUUCAGACGAUAUUUCUGAACAAAGAGGAGCGGCAUCGCUGGACCAUGGAUGAAAUUCGCCGCGAUCAGAUCGUACUUGUGCGCUGGUGGAAGCAAAUGUCGCAUGAAUGGAGGCAUUUCGUGCAAGUUGUUCCGUUUGUGCGGUUCAUUCAAGGUGGGCGUCACGGAAACCUCUGGUACGCCGGCUCCUGGACCCUGAUGAAUAUUCACGAGGUGGCGAUCUGCUCCGGGCUAGCAGCCGCAGAAGCUUGCGGCUGGGCGCUGUCGAAGCAGACGGGUAAAUCCCCGAUCGGUGCGUAUCCGUUCGAACGCGACGCCGAUGCAAGCCGCUUCUACACCAUGUAUGCGAAGACCGCCUACGGAAGUCGAUUCCGAGAGCGGUUGCGAAAUGCGCGCAGGGCAUCCGCGGCAACCGUGGAACCACUGCAGCCUUCGGCGCCAGGCACCCCCAUGGAGUCGUAG